AUGCCACCUGACCGUAUGUUCCAUAAAGAUGUUCGAAAACUUAUCAAAGAUCAUGGUGAUCUUUCAGAUCAAAAGUCUAGAACUGAUAAAAGAGUUUAUCCAGGUGCCCUUAAACAUGUUCCUUUUGCAGUUAUGAAAUUGUUACAAAACACGCCUAUGCCUUGGGAACAAGUUCGCGAAGUACCGGUACUAUAUCAUGUCACAGGUGCUAUUACUUUUGUCAAUGAAGUUCCAAAAGUCAUCACACCUGUCUAUCAUGCUCAAUGCGCUUUGAUGUGGUUAUCGAAAAGACACAAAAAACACCAUCAAAGACAUUUCAGAAGGAUGUGUUUCCCUCCUUUUGGUGACGAAGAACCACCACUCGAUCACGGUGAUAACAUCCUCUUAUUCUUUAUGAGAGGUAUCGGACCUCUUUUGGAAAGAUGGCUAGGCUUCAUUUGGCUAGACAGUUCAAAGGUAGAAAUAGUAAAGGUGUUGCAAAGACUGUGA
Melampsora larici-populina 98AG31 is the source of this 489-nucleotide messenger RNA. RefSeq lists its product as uncharacterized. Gene Ontology annotation, molecular function: U5 snRNA binding; U6 snRNA binding; U2 snRNA binding. The record is from RefSeq and is a predicted model, not a curated record. NCBI's taxonomy places the organism in Eukaryota, Fungi, Basidiomycota, Pucciniomycetes, Pucciniales, Melampsoraceae. Gene Ontology annotation, cellular component: U5 snRNP; catalytic step 2 spliceosome. The transcript is spliced from 3 exons. Bases 1 to 489 code for a protein of 162 amino acids. Gene Ontology annotation, biological process: spliceosomal tri-snRNP complex assembly; mRNA splicing, via spliceosome.